AUGGGCUCUUUCUUCUCGACGCCAUACAGGCUCUACAAGACGUUCAACCCGCCGUAUGUGCCACCUCUACCGUCCAGCAAGCCGGUCAGAUUCGGGGUGCUGGGGGCUGCUGCUAUCGCUCCCAUAGCGUUUAUCAGCCCGGCGAAGAACCAUGCCGAGGCUGUAGUCCUUGCUGUGGCUGCACGAGAUAAGGGUAGAGCGGAGGUCUUUGCGAAGAAGUACGGGAUUCCAAAGGCGUAUGGGGGGAAGGAUGGGUAUCAAGAUAUGCUGAAUGACCCCGAGAUCGACGCGGUGUACAAUCCGCUCCCCAAUGGUCUUCAUUUCGAAUGGACUAUGAAGGCGCUCGCUGCGGGGAAACAUGUCUUGCUUGAGAAACCUUCCGCUGAUACCGCCGACGAAACGCGGCAGAUGUAUGAGUACGCCGAAAAGAAGGGUCUCGUGCUACUUGAGGCCUUCCAUUACAGGUUUCACCCUGCGAUUCAACGCGUCAAAGCUAUCUUGGACAGUGGAGAGCUUGGUGCUAUCAAGGGCUUGGAAGCUAGACUGGCGAUCCCCAGAGGUGCGAUGAAGGAUGACGAUAUUCGUUUCGAUUUGUCGUUGGGAGGUGGUGCGCUUAUGGAUAUGGGGUGCUACACGAUGAAUUGCAUCCGCUAUCUAUCUGGGGCCAAUCCGACUUCGGUCAUCCACGCUUCCGCGGAGCAGCACGUCCCAUCCUCUAACGAUGCUUCUCUUCGAACUGCUGCGGUAAAUGUUGACCGCUCCACAACCGCCACGUUCGCAAUUCCAGCACCGUCUGGCUCAUCCGACAUCACCGCCACGAUCUUCUGCGACCUCUCCAUGCCCCCGACGUUCGGCGUCAUCCCGAAGAUGCCGCAGGUAAGCGCGAAGGUGGUGUGCGAGGGCGGGGAAGUUGAGCUGUAUAAUUUUCCUCUGCCAACUUUAUAUCAUUCUUUGACGGUGCGGAAGCGGGGGGCUGGGGGGAGGGUGGAGAAGAGGGUGGAGAAGGUGUAUACGUUUGGGAGUGGGAGUGGGAGUGAGGGCGCGACACCGAAGGGCGAGGUGUGGUGGACGACGUAUAGGUACCAGUUGGAGGCGUUCAUUGACAAGCUGAAGGGGCGUACGCCUCAGACUUGGUUGGACAAAGAGGAUGCUGUAAGCAACAUUGAGUGGAUUGAGAAGGUCUACAAGGAGACGGGGCUGGGUAGUCGUCCUAAAUCGACCUAUGUACCAGGAGCAUUGAGUUGA
This is a messenger RNA of Pleurotus ostreatus (oyster mushroom), 1245 nucleotides long. RefSeq lists its product as uncharacterized. The record is from RefSeq and is a predicted model, not a curated record. Gene Ontology annotation, molecular function: nucleotide binding. The coding region runs from base 1 to 1245 and encodes 414 amino acids. The transcript has 7 exons. Lineage: Eukaryota; Fungi; Basidiomycota; Agaricomycetes; Agaricales; Pleurotaceae.